Molecule: messenger RNA, 306 nt
Organism: Arctia plantaginis
Lineage: Eukaryota; Metazoa; Arthropoda; Insecta; Lepidoptera; Erebidae
Source: the annotation of a GenBank genome assembly
AUGACGGAACCGGCUACGUCUUAUGAAAUGCAAGUACGCAACGAUGAACAAAAGGAUUGUAAAACGAAGCCAGGGCUGUCCGCUGGGAAAAUAUUUUACAAGCCAGGGGUCAUUGAAGAGGAGACGGAUGAAACAAGUGCUUUCGACAGCUCAGUGGUUGAUACCCCUAUGUUGGGCAUGGGACUUGGUGGCAGUGGAUAUUUGAGACCGCCGCAAAUAUACCCCUCUAGCAGUCUUCACAGAAUCCCUACUUAUAGCAGUUCUAUUGGACAGAGCACCGUAUAUCGACAGGAUACUUGCAGGUAA